Molecule: messenger RNA, 1621 nt
Organism: Paramecium primaurelia
Lineage: Eukaryota; Ciliophora; Oligohymenophorea; Peniculida; Parameciidae
Source: the annotation of a GenBank genome assembly
AUGUAAUAAAAUCUUAGCCUUGAGUGGAAAACAAAAUUGUAUUGUAUGAAUCAUAGAUAAGAGUAAGUGGAAUAUUGUUGUCUUAAUAAAAGUUGCUCCGAAAAUAGAUUGUGUUGUUAGAAGUGUUUAGAGUAAUAUCAUUAAUAUCACACUAUUGACAUAAAAAUACUAGAUGCAAUUCAGGAAAUCAUUUCUAACUCUUCAAAAAAUGUAAAAUAAGUGUUAGCAACAUCAAAAGUUGGAUUUCAACGUAUUAAAGAGUCUUUUGAUACAACCAUAUGCAAAAUAGAAAAUAAAAUAUAUGGGUUAGAAUAAACUAUCAAAAAAAUGAACACAAGCUAACUAGAGGAACUCAUUCAAUACUCUUUUUAGUAUGAGGAACUUGAAAAAAUACUAAAGGCUUCAUUUGAUGAGUUGACAACUCACAUUUAAAAAACACUUGAACGAAUUUAUUAGAAUUACUCUCUACAUGAUAGAAUACAUCUUGAUGAAUUUAUGAUAGCUUAAUUAGGCGAUGACUUAUUUAAAUAAAAAGAUUAUUUGAGAGCCAAGGAGUAUUUUGAAUAAUGCAUUCAAAUUAAUCCAGAGAAUAUCUCAGCACUUUUAGGAAUAGGUAUUUAUUAUACUUAUUUAGCUAACUGUUUAAGGGAUAAUCAGAAAUACAAGGAAGCAGAAUAAUUUUAUACAAAAGCAAAAUUGUUGGAUGAACACAACUCAAAUAUUUUCUGUGAUUUUGGUAAUAAAAUUAGUAUAUAAAAGGUGAAUGUUUAAGAUAACAAAUGCAAAUUGAAAAAGCUUUAUUUGAAUUUGAUUAAGCUUUAAGAAUAGAUGCAAACUAUCCUUAAGCAGCAUUUUAUAAAGGUUAUAAAGAGUAAUAUUUAUAGGGGUUCUUCUCAUUUACUAAGGAAUAUGGAGAGUAUUAAUAAAGAGUGAAGAUGAAAAAUUAAUAAAAGAAGAAAUCUUUAAAUAUUUUUAAAAUGUUACAUUUUUUAAGAAUGAUACUUAUGUAAGUCUAUUCAAAGGUAUACAUUCAUAAUAUUUUUUAGCUUUGCUUCUAAGUCUAGAUGGUUACCCUGAGGAUGCUUAGUAGAUAAUAGAAGAAAUUUUAAUAAUAGCACCAAACAAUUACGAGGGUCUAUUACUAAAAAGUUUAUAUUUAUUAUAAAUUAGGUUUCAUGCUAUUUGGUAAGCAAUAAUUUGGCUUAUCUCUACAAUUACUUGGAUAGACAAUAAUCUAGGACUAAUUUGUAGUAUUUUUUAAGAGUAAACAAUUUAAUUCAAUUAGGUUUGUGUUUAUUUAGUUUAGAAUAAUACAAAGAUGCAAUCAAAUUGUUAGAUUCUAUUUUAGAGUUUGAUUCUAACAAUUAGAAUGUAUAAUUAAUUAAAGGUAUGAAUUUAAAUAAAAAAGGUUAAUGCUUAAUGGAACUUAAACAACAUAAAGAAGCUAGUGCAAUAUUUUGUUCUAUUCUGGAAAGUAAUCCUGAUUACCUAGUUGCUUAAUAAUACAAAGGUAUAAAAAGUCAUAAUUAUAAGAUCAAUGUUUAGAAAAAAUCUAGUAAGAAACGGAAGCUAUAUAAGAUUUAGAGUAAAUAAUUUUAUAUAUUUUAGAUUAAAAAUUUGA